CAUAAAUCUGCCUAAAUGUGAUAUUUCACCCAAUGGAACUUGGGUAGCUGGUGGACGAGAUGAUUAUAUGUCCAUAUAUGAAAGGAUGAAAACGGAUACUGUUGUAAUAGGCAGCGAGAACAACGGCAACUGUCUUGCUUAUGAAAAAAACACAAAAGGUGUAUGGAGUAUGUGCAGCAAAUCGUAUAAAGUUUUAUGUACGAAAGAUCCUAAUUUAUCCAAUGUUGUAUUUGAGGAUGUAAGAUAUCUUGGUUGGAACAUUUAUGUGCAAAAAUGUUUUGAAUUUCAACGUUUCCCGAUUACCUAUAAUGACACGUUGAGUGAAGAAGUGAAUCAAAUUACUGCUGAAUUAUGGAAGAAUAUUAUACGUAGUGAUGUGAUAUUCAAAUAUAAUAAUACUUUCAAAAGUCAAAUUCAACGAAGUAACUUUAAAGGGUAUGGAUAUGUUACUAAACAUGGGAACAUUACAACUCUUUCAUUUACCUUGAACAGUACAAACAUGUUGUCAAAGUCACUGCUACUCUCUUUACAUUUAGAAAUCAAAUUAACACGUAAAUCGUUGUAUCUAGAGCAUUUCAAUAUAAAGUGA
This is a messenger RNA of Ruditapes philippinarum (Manila clam), 589 nucleotides long. RefSeq lists its product as uncharacterized. NCBI's taxonomy places the organism in Eukaryota, Metazoa, Mollusca, Bivalvia, Venerida, Veneridae. The record is from RefSeq and is a predicted model, not a curated record. The coding region runs from base 68 to 589 and encodes 173 amino acids. The transcript is spliced from 5 exons.